UUGACCACGCAAUCUCGAAACUCUAAUAGUGAAGACAUUCUAUCACAAGUUCCUGCCGAUUCUGAUCAAGUAUCAAACAAAACUGAUGAUGUAGCAACCAAAGAUUCUGGACCAAAUGUUGAGGAUCCUGUCGAUUCGGAUGAGGUGGUUGUAAUAGGCGAAUCGCCAGGACUUCCCCGGACUCAUAAUAAUGAGGCGCCUAUGUUUCCCGUUUGCAGCGGUUUCACCACUCAGAUGAACUUCCAAUAUGGUCAAGCUCAUUCAAACAGAUUUAUGAAUCCGCAUCAGCAGCAUCAGCUCUUCCAACAACAAUUUGCAUUGCAACAACAACAACAGGCUGUCAUGCAGACUACUGCCGGCAUUCGUCCAUUUGUCACUUCCCGAUCUGGUUUGCCCAGUCAGGGACAAUCACUUACGCCUCAGGCGGCUAUGGCUUCGGCUGCUCUCCUGUUCUCGCAACAGCAUCAGCAGCAACAAGGAACCUACGACUGGGCAAUGCAGCGAAAACUUUGGAUGGUAGAUAAGUCAGACGGUUCCAAACGUCUUUUCAAACCUGGCCAUAUCGAACAUGGGGGCAAGAUGUAG
Protopolystoma xenopodis is the source of this 585-nucleotide messenger RNA. The record is from the annotation of a GenBank genome assembly. NCBI's taxonomy places the organism in Eukaryota, Metazoa, Platyhelminthes, Monogenea, Polystomatidea, Polystomatidae.